This is a messenger RNA of Trifolium pratense (red clover), 1747 nucleotides long. Its product is annotated as putative receptor-like protein kinase At4g00960. NCBI's taxonomy places the organism in Eukaryota, Viridiplantae, Streptophyta, Magnoliopsida, Fabales, Fabaceae. Gene Ontology annotation, molecular function: ATP binding; protein kinase activity. The record is from RefSeq and is a predicted model, not a curated record. The transcript is spliced from 6 exons. Gene Ontology annotation, biological process: protein phosphorylation. The coding region runs from base 202 to 1461 and encodes 419 amino acids.
AAGCAAGCGUCAGUGGGUCAACAGAUACACGCUUCUGUUAUUGUUUUUUAGCAUACACAGAUUUUUCUACGUUUCUAAUUUCUAAUCUAUAUUUUUCUAUGUCCCAAACAACAUAAAAAACUCAUUAUUAUUCAUCUCUUUCUUCUCAAUCUCUCAUUUACCAUAUAACAAAACUUUCCUUCAUCAAUUCUUGUGUAUUUCAUGGGAUGUCUUAGUCUCAGAAUUGAGAACCAUAGACAACAAGACACAAUUUCCAUGGACAAAUCAAAUAGCUUUCUUCAUAGUCUUAUCAAACACUUCAAAUUCGGUUCCACCACAGAGAGAAACAAUGAAGCUGAUUUACAAAGAAUGGCUUCACAGGAGCAGAAGAUAUUUUCUUAUGAAACCCUUGUUUCUGCUACAAAGAAUUUUAAUGCUGUUCAUAAGUUAGGUGAGGGAGGUUUUGGACCUGUCUUCAAGGGGAAAUUGAUUGAUGGGAGAGAAGUUGCAGUGAAGAAAUUAUCACAUACAUCAAAUCAAGGGAAGAAAGAGUUUAUGAAUGAGGCAAAGUUGUUGGCUCGUGUGCAGCAUAAGAAUGUGGUGAAUUUGUUAGGUUAUUGUGUUCAUGGAGCAGAAAAGUUACUUGUUUAUGAGUAUGUUCCUCAUGAAAGCCUUGACAAGCUUCUUUUCAAAACUGCAGAUAAGAGGGAGCAGCUUGAUUGGAAACGUAGGUUUGGGAUAAUCACAGGUGUGGCAAAGGGAUUACUUUAUCUCCACGAAGACUCACACCAUUGCAUAAUCCAUAGAGACAUCAAAGCCAGUAAUGUAUUGCUUGAUGACAAAUGGACACCCAAAAUUGCUGAUUUUGGAAUGGCACGUCUCUUCCCCGAAGAUCAAAGCCAAGUCAAUACGCGUGUGGCUGGUACCAAUGGAUAUAUGGCUCCUGAAUAUAUGAUGCAUGGAAGACUUUCCGUCAAAGCUGACGUGUUUAGCUAUGGGGUUUUGCUAUUGGAGUUGAUCACUGGCCAACGAAACUCUUCCUUUAAUUUGGAUGUGGAGCACCAUAGCCUUCUUGAUUGGGCAUACAAGAUGUACAAGAAAGGCAGGAGCUUAGAAAUUGUAGAUUCUGCAUUAGCAUCUACAGUGUUAACAGAACAAGUAGCAAUGUGCAUUCAGCUUGCUCUGCUAUGUACUCAAGGAGAUCCACAUCUACGUCCGACAAUGAGACGAGUAGUGGUGAUGCUUUCAAGGAAAUCACCACAAAGCCACAUGGAAGAACCAACAAGACCAGGAAUACCAGGUAGUAGAUAUAGAAGACCUCCUGGACAUUCUGCUUUGUCUUCUACAGUUGGUAGUGGUGCUUCUUAUUCUCGAUCUUUUGAUUCAAGCAACAAUUGUACGACGCAUACAAACACUGCCACUGGUACAAGUUCAGCAACUGCUGAAUUAGACAUAAGAGGGAAACGUCCAAUGCAGGAUUAGGCUCACUCAUUUUGUUUUGCCAAGUGAUGGGGGAGAGAGCUAUUCUUUUUGCAAUCUAUUUAUGUGAUUUGAACUUGUUAGAGUGUAGAUAUUGAGAUGGUUAGGCUAGGAACCUCUAGGUUGAUGUGAAUUCUUAUUCUUUUAAUAAUUUUAAGAUAAAAAUGAGCUGAAAUUCGAAAUUCAUGUAAUCUCAUCCAGGUCAUGGCCCCAAUAAAGUGUAUAGUACUCAUUUCGUAAUAAAUUUUAAGCAAAAUGAAUGAAAAAAGUAAUAUAGUUUUCAUCCAAA